Messenger RNA from Penicillium brasilianum, 1368 nucleotides. The record is from the annotation of a GenBank genome assembly. NCBI's taxonomy places the organism in Eukaryota, Fungi, Ascomycota, Eurotiomycetes, Eurotiales, Aspergillaceae.
AUGGCAUCUCCGGGCUCUUUUCCGACCUUGGAGUCGCUGCAUUUCCCGUCUGCACAGACAUCCAUAUCGCAGACGCUUUCUUCUCUCCGACGUUCCGCCUUGUCCGUCUCAAAUCGGCUCCAGUCUAUUGAAACGGAUGCCGUGUUUGUGCAGGAGGUCGCGGAACAUUACAAUCUGCCCCUCGUCGCGAAUGAACGCUGUGGUAGUUGGUAUAUUGACCCGGAGGGCAAGGCGGGCAGUGCCUAUUUCAAGAGUACGGAUGGCCAUACGGGACAAUGGGAUUUCAGCUUUCGUAGACUCAAUCUACAGCUGCUCGCAUUGGCGAAUCAAUAUGGCGGGUGUGUAAUCGUCGACUCCACCCGCCGUGGUAAACUGAUGCCGGAUGCCUUAUCCAAAACCAUCCCUAUCUGGUGUGCAGUACUCAACCGGGCCUUGUUCCCGACGCAAACGGACUAUCACGCCGUCGUUUUGCCCCCCAACUACCUCGGGGAAUCGGAGGAGUCGCAGAUUGUAAAUCGGAUUGAUGGUUUUGUCCAUUCGCUCCAGAGUCUCAAGCUUGACCUCGAUACUUUACGGCAGCAACUCGGCAAACCCAUGCGAGUCGCCUGGGCUAAUCGCUCAUACUUCCAUCCAACAGACCUGCACAAGAGUCCCGAGUAUCACCUGCUAGUGCUAUGCUCUGCAUCAAAGCGCGUGCAUGGCGCGGAAAUGUCGGAGGGCGGGUACAUCCAGGGUGCCGGUGAUGACAGCGAGGCAUGGGCGCACGGGCUAACGCCGCCAGUGUUCUGGGCGAACCGACUUCUUCUCAAACGGACGGCCGAGGAGGAUUUGCCCGGUGUGAUUGCGGAGUUGGUGGGGGAGUAUACGCGCCAGAAUACUGACAACAAAGCAACCGUCAUUUCGCCGACUCGGAAUUUGUAUAUCAGUCAGACUGAUGCACGUGUCGAUGUUGGUGCACAGUAUGACCUCAUCAUCGACUGUAAUGGUGACCCUGCCCCUGCGGUGGAAAAUCUAAAGCGUCUGAAUCUGGGUUGUGCGUCGGCCAAGCUAGGUAGUCGGGACCUGCGGAAGUCGUUGGAUAAAGUGCGAGACUUUGUCGCCGCACAACUUGGCUCUGAUCCGUCGCGGUCGUUGCUGGUGACUUGUGAUACGGGCAAAGAUCUUUCGGCGGGGGCGUUGUUGGCGAUUAUCUGCCUGUUCUACACUGAAGAUGGAACCUUCGAUGCCUCGCUAGCCAAGCGCUCGAUCAGCAAGCAGUUUAUCCGACAGCGUCUUGCAUGGAUCGUCUCGUCUAAACAUGACGUGAAUCCGUCUCGUUCGACGCUGCAGUCGGUAAACGCCUUUCUGAUGCAGCCGCCGGAUUAUUGA